Messenger RNA from Salvia splendens (bonfire salvia), 724 nucleotides. Its product is annotated as putative receptor-like protein kinase At3g47110. Lineage: Eukaryota; Viridiplantae; Streptophyta; Magnoliopsida; Lamiales; Lamiaceae. The coding region runs from base 179 to 556 and encodes 125 amino acids. The transcript is spliced from 2 exons. Gene Ontology annotation, biological process: protein phosphorylation. Gene Ontology annotation, molecular function: protein kinase activity. The record is from RefSeq and is a predicted model, not a curated record.
ACCUACAAGAAAAAUGAGAAAAUGAGCUAUUUAUAGUUUAGGCCCAAAUUCAAUGUUCAACCAAUAAGAAAAAUGAGAAAAUGUGCUAUUUAUAGUUUAGGCCCAAAUUCCAAGGAGAUGUAUAUAGUUUUCGAAUCAUCCUUCUAGACAUGUUAACAAGUAAAAGUGUAGCAGAUGUAUGUUAGGUGGGGAAUUAAAUCUCCACAGAUAUGCGAGUUCUGCUUUGCCACAUGGAUUAAUGGAAAUUAUUGAUCCACAAUUACAGAUAGGAGGUUUUAAUGUGGAGUUUAUAGCUAUGGUUCUUGAUGAUUCGGAAGACAAGAUUGUAGCAUUCAAAGUGCUCAAUCUUGAUGUCAGAGGUGCCUCAAAGACAUUCAUGGCAGAGUGUAGAGCUUUGGGCUACAUAAGACAUAGGAAUUUGGUGAAACUUGUAAGUGUUUGUGAUAUUAUGGACUACAAAGGAAAUGAGUUCAAAGCAUUGGUGUAUUAUUUCAAAUUCAAUGGGAGUCUAGUCAAAUGGUUGCACAACAACAUGGAAGAAAGUGGAAGAUUUUAAAUGCCUUAGCAUAUUCUAGAGAUUUAAUAUUGCCUUAGAUAUUGCUCAAGGAAUUAAAUACCUUCACUUUGAUGGUGGAUCAUCUAUUGUCCAUAGAGAUUUGAAGCUCGACAACAUUCUCUUGGAUCAAGACAUGGUUGCUUGGGUUGGGGAUUUUGGAUUAGCCAA